Dentiscutata erythropus is the source of this 154-nucleotide messenger RNA. Lineage: Eukaryota; Fungi; Glomeromycota; Glomeromycetes; Diversisporales; Gigasporaceae. The record is from the annotation of a GenBank genome assembly.
AAACAAAAAAAAACUCAAAGUAUCACAUGAAAAUACGAAUGAGCAGAAUUUAAUACUAAUAACAAAUGUCAAAAGAAAAGGUGCCGAAAUGGACAAAACCAACGAAGAAAAAUGGACUAACCAAAUGCAAGCGAACACCAAUGAAAAAGCCUGA